CGCGGUGUUCCAUGAGAUGUCAGUGGACCCGUUAUCGGGGACAGUUACGCCGUCGUCGUCGUCGUCGCCGUUGUUGUUGUCGUCGUGAUCACCAUGAGGAGGUCCUCCUACGUCAACUAUUACGUCCUGUGCCUCGUGUGCUGGAUCCUACUAGGCAUUACCGGGGUAAGUACGAGAUCUCAUUCGCUGGUGAAGAGAUUCGACGGGAUUUACACGGGGCCUUACUUCGACUCAAACACUCCAACGAAUAUCACGGCGCAGUUGGGCACUCAUGCUUACCUACCGUGCAAAGUGCGGCAGCUUGGUAACAAAUCAGUCUCCUGGAUCAGAAGAAGAGACUCGCAUAUCCUCUCGGUGGAUAGAACCAUGUUCAUUCCGGACGAAAGGUUCCAAGCGAUUUUCGGGGAGGCGGACACGUGGACGCUGCAGGUGAAAUACGUCCAAGCGCGCGAUGAAGGCGAGUACGAGUGCCAAAUCUCGACCGACCCGAAGAAGAGUCACAUCAUCAAGCUCAACAUCGUCGUGCCAAAGAUCGAGAUCUUGGGGGACCGUGACAUGUACGUGAAAACCGGAAGUACAGUCGCAAUACGAUGCGUAAUAAAGCAGUCCCUCGAGGGUCCGUUCUACGUCUUCUGGUACCACGAGGGUGAUCGCGUUCUAAAUUAUCAGCUGGGCAAGAUCGACAUUCAGACGAAGAGGAUCGAGCAGGAUACGGUGAGCAGCCUAGUGAUCCACAACGCGAGACGGGAGGACUCGGGUAACUAUACUUGCAGCCCGAGUAACUUGGAUAGCGCGAGUGUGCAGCUGCAUGUGCUAAACGGGGAACACCCCGCGGCUAUACAGAGAGGCAUCAGUUCAGCACCAGGUGGCUGUCCCACUCUAUGGUGGCUGGCAGGUGUGGUGACACUGUACUCGAGUCACGGCAGUCGUCUAUUCGUCCUCGUUCUUCUGAUCCUUAUGGUUCUCUACUCGAAAAAUCCAUCUUACUUUGCGACGGAACGAUAAUCAGGCAAGACCGCAAGGAUGGUAUACGCGUAUAAUCGAUUAUCUCCUGCUACGAGACCCCGACUACCUCGAGAGAAGAGAUCCUCGAUGUUGCGGACCGAUUUUCGGAGAUCAAGGACAAAAAGGGCGAGGAUGAAAAGAUUAGGAAGAUAGAGGGUAAUAUACGAGAUAAAGAGAAAGAGAAAGAUCGGAGGAAAGAAUAAUGAUCCCGGAGGUAGUAUGUUUUUUCUCCGUACGCGUGAAGUAAGAGUUAGAGGUUCAUCUCGAUUAUCGAGACAGUGAUCCGGCCGUUAGAAAUUAGGAAUUAGUUUAUUAUAUAAAUUCUUGUUAAAUUGCUGCGAGAAGCUAUACGUGCUGGAGAAGCUACGAAAUUUUUGACGUUGUCGGAAAUAUAAAUUAGGUCGAGCUUGAACAACGGGUAGUUCGUGAA
Messenger RNA from Mycetomoellerius zeteki, 1435 nucleotides. Its product is annotated as defective proboscis extension response 21. The record is from RefSeq and is a predicted model, not a curated record. The transcript has 5 exons. Gene Ontology annotation, biological process: synapse organization. Gene Ontology annotation, cellular component: neuron projection membrane. NCBI's taxonomy places the organism in Eukaryota, Metazoa, Arthropoda, Insecta, Hymenoptera, Formicidae. Bases 94 to 1005 code for a protein of 303 amino acids.